This is a messenger RNA of Camelina sativa (false flax), 1968 nucleotides long. The record is from RefSeq and is a predicted model, not a curated record. NCBI's taxonomy places the organism in Eukaryota, Viridiplantae, Streptophyta, Magnoliopsida, Brassicales, Brassicaceae.
CAUCGUUGCGUUUCUACUUUCAUCGCUAAUGGGGGAGAAAAGUAAGGAAAAAAAGAAAUAAAGAAGGAAGGAAACAAAAAUGGCUUAAAGUUUCAUCAUUCUUAUGUCGUGGUGAAGAAAAUUUCUCUGCUCAUCAGUGAAGGUUGGUUAAAGCUUUACCAUUUUGAUUCUAUGUCUGGUUGCUAAAAUAUAUAAAAAUAAUCCUCUUUGUGUUAGAACUUUUCUGGUUUCAAAAUGGGUGAUUGAUAUAUACGUUUUGUAAUUUCUCAAAAGAUUCAAUUUUUGAAACUUGGUGAGCUUGAAAACUGGUGUUUUAUUUCCUAGAACUGUUGCAAAACUUCUCCUGUUUACUCUUGUGUGGGUGACCGUUUGUAACUUUGGGAUCUUGAUUGAUUCUAGUGAGGGUGAGCUAGAAACAUACUCUCUUUUCUCUCUCUUCUUGUGUCUUGUCAGAUUCUUUAAAGACUGAAUUUGUAAUUCUUGAUACAAGUUUGGAGCUUUUGCUGUUUAGUUGAAAUUGUGUCACAGCUUGAGCAAAGUAGCAGCAGGUGAAGUUCUUUGUUUUCUGUUCAUGAAAAUUUAUCUGUUUCAUACUAACUCGAUGAUACCUAUUCUCUGUUCAUUGAUUAUCAAAAUCAGAUACUAGUUAUCUAUGACCAUGAACACAGGUUGGUAAUUUCAUAUAAAAGUAUAUAUAUAUAUGUUGGGUUAUACUAUAAUCGUCAAUACAUUAAACUCUUAAACACAUAAUUCUUCACGAGGGAUUGUUGCAUUCGAAAGGGAAUACGGACUCUGGCUAGAAGAGCAGAACAGGAGAGUUAGUGAGAUUCGAACAGCACUCCAAGCUCAUAUGAGUGACAUUGAACUCAUGAAUGUUAGUAGAUUCUUGCUUGGACCACUACGCAAAUCUCUUCCGCAUCAAAGCUGAUGCUGCAAGGAUUGAUGCGUGCUACUUGGUAUCAGGCAUGUGGCGAACUUCGACUGAGCGUUUCUUUCAGUGGAUUGGAGGUUUCCGCCCAUCCGAGCUGUUACAUGUUGUGAUGCCAUAUCUUCAGCCGCUAACCAAUGAUCAAAUCCGGGAGGUUGCGAACCUUCAACUGUCGUCUCAAUAUUCAGAAGAUUCUCUCUCUCAAGGGAUAAAUAAAUUAAAGAUGGCUUUGGCUGAAAGAAUAGCAACCAAGGAGAUUCUUGAAGCAUUGCAGGGUUUUGUGAACCAGGGUUUCGAUUUUCCCAACGAUAACACUCGCCACCGGCGCCUUCGUCGCUUUGAAUGGGGAGAUAAUCAUCCAAAGUUUCCUUUUGGUUCCGUGGUCAAGCUUUAUGCUAAGUUGGGGCUUCAUCGUUACAAUUUGUUGGAGGGUACAAACUUGCAGCUGGAUAGCCUAAAGAGUUUCACCGUGAGCAUAACUGGCGGUCCUUCCUCUUACUACGUCAGUCUGGUUGCACGUGUUCCAGAUGGCGGUUUGCAGCAUUUUCAAGUUCUAGUUCGUGAAAGGGGUCUUGGCUUUCUGGACUUGGGGUGCCCUAUCGCUAGACCUCUAGUGACCGAGCCUUUCCUACGUCCUCAUAGCGAUCCACCUCCACCACCUGAUGGUUUGUUUUUCAGUGAUGAAUUGCCUGAUUGGCCAUCGGAGAUUGCUUUCAAUGAUAGAAAACGGUUUCACCUGGUGAAAGAAUCUGAGUUGAGAGACAAUGACUGGGUUCGUCUCUAUUUGGAACUUGCACUUGUUUUUCACGACAGGACUCUUACAGAGCGCUAUCUCUCCCUGUUGGAGAAAAAGCUCUGGACAACAAGCAGCGUUCUAAAAGGCUUAAGCGUCGUUUAGGUGUUCUUAGACUUUGGAGAUUAUCUAAUCCUAGGUGCCACCAGGUAUACAAGACCCGUCCCACAUUAUCCGCUGCUUAACUAAGUUAUUUAAUUUGUGCUUUUGGACUUUUAAGUGUAAUUUAUAAGUGUGUGCGACUGUC